Messenger RNA from Prorocentrum cordatum, 516 nucleotides. Lineage: Eukaryota; Dinophyceae; Prorocentrales; Prorocentraceae. The record is from the annotation of a GenBank genome assembly.
GCAAUGGACGACUUCAUCCGAUGGUACCGAGCCUCCCAGCCGCCCGCAUUUGAGCACCCAGAGGACAGCCUCCCGCCAGGCGUCCCGACCAUGGCCAGCCGGUACGGCACCUUCGGCGCGAAGGCCGUGCGCGGGGGGGUCGUCGGCGACAAGAGCAGCGUGGGCUCCUGCACCGAAUUGGAGAUGCGCAGCCGCCUCCGCCGUGCGCCGCGACCGGGGAGUGCAGGGACGACUUGCUGGCGCUCGCGCAGCAGUUCCGGGAGGGCUCCCUGCGUGCUGCGGCGCUGAUGGACGGAGGGCCGACGCGAGGGCGGCCAUGGAGUACUCCAACGUGCUGCUCGCGCGGGCGCGUAAGGGCGCCAAGGCCAUGCUGCACUCCCCCGCGCUGUCGCACGAGCUGGCCCUGAACGAGCCGGUCGGCCCUGCAGGGGUGAUGCGGUCCGACCUCGGGAGCCUGGCGAACAAGAGACGCUUCGAACUGCUGGACGAGUGGCCGCUCCGGAGCAAGCCCGAGGA